This is a messenger RNA of Exophiala bonariae, 2166 nucleotides long. RefSeq lists its product as uncharacterized. Lineage: Eukaryota; Fungi; Ascomycota; Eurotiomycetes; Chaetothyriales; Herpotrichiellaceae. Gene Ontology annotation, molecular function: zinc ion binding. The transcript has a single exon. Bases 1 to 2166 code for a protein of 721 amino acids. The record is from RefSeq and is a predicted model, not a curated record.
AUGAGUGAUUAUCUUCCCUCGUUCAUCGUCGAGCCUGUCCUGCGCCAAGCGAGGCGAAUCUCCCGGUUGAGUACCGGUGAAGAAUCGCCUGGCUUUCUACCUACCGUCCCUGACCUGCAACGUUGGAAUCCCACCCGCUUUUGGAACACAUCUCCUCCUCCAGAACUCCCAGAACUUUCUGCCCCUGAAGCCGAACGCACCGAGACCACAGUUCAAUCUAUAGCCAGAAGUAUCCAGCUAUGGGCCAGUCAGCUGAACAGCUUCGAUUCAGUGCCCUCCCCACCUUUGGAGGCCAUGGACUCCCACAACGUACCCCCACCACUACUGGAUCUGGACUCUUCAGCAGUUACCGAAUUCCCUCCUCUUGAGCCGGAUGUUGUCCCUCCAGCGAGACCGGUAGUACUGCCAAAUCAUCGAACCGACAGCGACACAUCACUCAACCCCGCAAAUGAUUUACCUUACCGUUCAAGGGUUCAUGCCGACAGUGGUCGAUCGCACUCGUCGUCAGAUCCACGUACCUCUGGCCUGUCAUCUGUGACACAACAUCUCGACCCAUCGCCUGUGAGGGACUCGGUCGGAGAUCACUCUCGGCGAAGAGACGGCUCCGGCGCCCUCCCCGAAGACGAUGGAAUGGGUCCAGUUCGACAAAGAAUCAAUGGGGUGUGGGCAGGGCCCGGCACCCCUGCCGAAAAGUCCAGACUGAUUCAUGUGAUAAUGAUGGAACGCUAUCAGAAUAGUCAGCCUCCUCAGCCUAGAAAAGCUUCUUUGGGUCGGUUACGGGACAUGCCAAACCGACCCACAUCCCCCAGUUCUAUCCUUUCUGGGUCUGCUCAUGAUGUCGAUUACAAUGUCAGGCCAGAGGACCUCAUUCCAACCUAUGCUCCAUUGGAUCUGGAGGUCGCCCAUGACGGUGUUGAACAUUCGGCGGAAUCGGCCACGCCCGAUCUGGGCUGUGUUCAUUACAAGCGAAAUAUUAAGAUGCAGUGUAAUACAUGUCAGCAAUGGUAUACCUGCAGACUGUGCCAUGAUGAAUCCGAAACACACACUCUUCCACGGCGCGAGACCAAGCAUAUGCUCUGCAUGCUCUGUGGCACCCCCCAGAAAGCCUCGCAAUUUUGCAAAUCCUGUGAGGUACAGGCAGCUUGUUACUACUGCUCAGUCUGCAAACUAUGGAACAACGACCCAGGCAAGGCUAUUUAUCAUUGCGAUGACUGCGGGAUUUGUCGACUGGGAGAAGGCCUGGGCAAGGACUUCUUCCACUGCAAAACAUGCGCUGCUUGUAUGUCGAUCCAAGCAGAAAGCACUCACAAAUGUAUUGAACGAAGUACGAAAUGUGACUGUCCAAUAUGUGGAGAGUACAUGUUUACCUCAAACAAGCCUGUUGCAUUCAUGCGAUGUGGUCAUGGUAUUCACGAAUCUUGUUUUGCCGAAUGGUGCAAUACCAGCUACAAAUGUCCGAUUUGCUCAAAAAGUAUUGCCAACAUGGAAAGUCAGUUUCGCAGGCUGGACAGACACAUUGAAGACCAGCCGAUGCCAGAGGAGUAUCGUGACAAUCGAGCUUACAUAUUCUGCAAUGACUGCAACAGUCGAAGUAUCACAAGAUACCACUGGCUUGGACUAAAAUGUGCAAAUUGUGAAUCAUAUAACACUACGCAAUUGGAGCUUCUCGGAGCCGAGCAAACCCCAGAACUUCAACAGGAAGCGGAGAGAGCCCACCAUGCUGGAGUAAGUGAAGCUUCCUUGACAGCCAGUCAAACUCAUACCCCUACUGGCGAGCUCGUGCAAUCCGUGGAAACCGGACCUACGACGGGGACAGUGGCUCAACCAGUCCCCAACGUAGCUGGAAGUGUGCCUCGAUCUCCCACCACAUUCUCACCCUGGCUACUACCACAUUCCCCAACAGGUCGAUCUGCCCGAUCCAUGUCACCUGUUGUAGGAAGCUACUUCGGGACCAGCUCACGAACCCCUGAACCUGUCAGACGGGAAACCGCACCACCUGAAGAUGGAGGCGACCUCGACUUCUGGGGCCGCCCUAACUCGCCUAGCCCAAACAUGGACAUGGAAGACGAGUGGGACUCCGAGGAAAGCAGCAGCGAAGACGAGGCUAUGGAAGAAGAUGGAGACGAGGAGGACGAGGACGAAAUGGAUCUAAUCGGUCAUAGAUGA